AUGGCUGUCUGGGUGAACGACGUGGAUCAAGGCCUUGGGAACAAGGCUGAUGCGGAUGCGUACAUCCGCUCACCCCCAAAUAACGAUCCUAUCAAGGAUGUUACGUCUGCAUCUAUGACUUGCAACGUCAAUAAUGCUGCAACCGCGAAGUCUAUUCAAGUCAAGUCUGGAGACGAGAUCACUUUCGAGUGGCAUCACAAUGGUCGAACUGACUCAGACGACAUCAUUGACAAGUCCCACGUCGGCCCUGUCAUGACCUACAUUGCACCCGCUAGCUCCAAUGGUGAAGGAGAUGUAUGGCUGAAGCUUGCUGAGGAUGGAUACGACGGAACGAAGUGGGGUGUUGAUCGUUUAAUUGCCAACAAGGGCAAGCAUUCGAUCACGGUUCCCAAUAUCGCUGCUGGACAGUACCUCCUUAGGCCUGAGAUCAUCGCGCUUCACGAGGCUAACAACCAAGGGGGCGCUCAGUUCUACAUGGAGUGUGUUCAGAUCGAGGUUACCUCUUCUGGUGUAACAACCCUCCCUGCUGGUGUCAGCAUUCCAGGAACAUAUACUGCCACUGAUCCCGGAAUCCUCUUCAACGUCUACAAUAAUGGAGGCCAGCCCUAUCCUACCGGAACAUACACUAUUCCUGGCCCGGCUGUGUGGGACGGUGCUAGCUCGGAUACAGGCGGCGAUACCUCUCCCUCCGAUACUCCCGUUGAGACACCUGCGCCCGCAACAUCAAUUGUGGAGACACCCGUACCGACCUCAGUCGUCGAGACUCCUGUACCAUCAUCAGCAUAUGAGGAUGAACACGAGCCAGCUACAUCAGUCAUAGAACCUGUUCCUACUUCUGUUUCAGCCCCUGAGCCGAGCUCAGGUCCGACAACACAAACUCCCAAGCCGACCCCAAGCACAGUUCCUACGACGUUCGUGACUUCUUAUGUGAGCAGGACUUAUUGCACGUCCCCUUCAUCGGCUCCUGAUACGGGAGUGGCUGUUGCAAAAUACGGUCGCUGCGGUGGCUCUGGAUACAUCGGCACGACUACCUGUGCAGACGGCUUUGUGUGUAAGGUGCAAAACCCCUACUACUCGCAGUGCGUUCAAGCUUGA
Molecule: messenger RNA, 1095 nt
Organism: Pseudovirgaria hyperparasitica
Lineage: Eukaryota; Fungi; Ascomycota; Dothideomycetes; Acrospermales; Acrospermaceae
Exons: 3
Coding region: 1-1095 (364 amino acids)
Biological process (GO): carbohydrate metabolic process
Cellular component (GO): extracellular region
Molecular function (GO): cellulose binding
Source: RefSeq, a predicted model, not a curated record